This is a messenger RNA of Thunnus maccoyii (southern bluefin tuna), 10302 nucleotides long. RefSeq names its product KIAA1522 ortholog (gene nhsl3). The record is from RefSeq and is a predicted model, not a curated record. Lineage: Eukaryota; Metazoa; Chordata; Actinopteri; Scombriformes; Scombridae. Gene Ontology annotation, biological process: cell differentiation. The transcript has 10 exons. The coding region runs from base 3986 to 8608 and encodes 1540 amino acids.
CACAGGUCAUUAACAGACAGUUCGUGUUGCUAUUGGUAUAAAUGCUGUCUGUUUAUGGGACUCUGAUUGGACGGUCUGCAGGCCUCAUGUAUAUCCCUGAGCAAGGUGCUUAUCCUUAACUGCUCCACUAGAUUGCGUGAUCUGUGAUGGUGUUUAAUUUCUUCCAUCAGCUGUUGUGAUUUGUUUAAUUAUAUUGGUGCAGACAUUCUAAUAUUACAUUAUAUCAUUAUAACGGUGUUGAGUAGUCACAAAAUAGAAACCAGUCUGCUUUCAGGGCUGACAUGCUAUCAUACAAUUAUUAUGCAUUCUUUUUCACUCUUGUUGGGCUGUAAUUUGACUCCUAGUUACAGUUCGGUGAUGUGAUGAUGAAUACCAUGAGAUGAUGCAAAUGUGACUAAUAGAUUUAUUUUGCCAGACUGUUUGUACGAAUGUUGAAAUCCUUUCAUCUUUGGUUGUAUUAGACCUUGCAAGCAAUGUUGCAAAUCAAUCAAUGAAUAGGACUGAGUUUUUCAUUAAUAUGAUGACAUAUGUUGAUGUUUGAAGUACUUAAUUUAGUGGAUCAGCCAAAAUGAGAUAUUCCUCUAUAAAUAAAUAAAAAUAGCACUCUAUAGUUAUUUUACUUCUAAACAGUUCCUAGUUUGAAUUUCCAGAAACUUUGAACUAGUCUUGGGCAGUGGCUAUGUUUUAAAUGCAUAAAGUUUUCCAGAUUCUGGCUCAUUUUCUACAAUAUUUAUUAUCUGUGCAUAACAAGGUCCUGCAUAUCUCUAUAAUCCUGUGUUCAUGAAUAAACAGAACUCCUGCAUGACUGUGUUCCUAAACUAAUGAUAUAGAAUUAAGUUUGUUGCAGCUACAUAGGGAAAAUGCUGGAUCCAAAACUUUUGCCCAGUAGUCCAAUUGUUUGCAUGACCAUCCAUCUGCUUUCUAAGCAAAAGUUUUAACAUUUUAAUGAUAGAUGCAGUUAAAUUUUCUCUCUAGCAGGAAGUCUUGGAAAAGGAUAAACUGUGUGUGUGCAUGUAAACACAGCAAGCAAACAGUAGAGCUAGAAAAGUAGAGGUGAAGAAAGAGAGAAACAGAGUAGAGGAGGAUUGGUGAUACAUUCCCCAGUAGGCUCAUAGUGUUCUGGUGGUUAAUCAUUUUGUACCUCUUAGAGUACAAACACUCACACACACACACACACACACACUCUACUGCUCCCCUCGCAGACAUACCGUGAGGGUGGCUGUUUUCUAUUGUAUCGCCAUGGAAACGUUAAAACAUUUCAAUCUGUUAGGCAUGAGCAAACUAAACUAUGACUCAUUUUAACCCCUCCCAGUACGCCAGUAAGUGCAUACAGUAUGGAUCCCCCCCACCUCACACACACACACACACACACACACACACACACACACACACACUCACAAAACUAGAGAAAACCUCAUCAUACACAGAAAUUAUGAAUCAUCUCACAUUCACGUACAGUAACUAUCCAACUAUACAUUUCUAGGGAAAAACAGUUCACUUUUUUGUAAAGGGAGACAAUCAGAAUCUGAUUUUAAUUUUACACAAUAUUUAGUGUAUUAAACAGAUUCACUCCAGAUGUAAGAACUCAGAUUAUUAUCUUAUGUUUGCAGAUGAGAUAUAUCAAGAGGCCGCUGACUGUCACUGACAGUAAAUUACUUACUUGAGGGAUGAAGGCCAUUAAAGUUGCAGCAUAUGAGUACCUCAUGUUGUAUGACUUUUUUUUUUAAAUCCCUGACUGACAGUGAUAUCUGUAGGUCCUGUGCCAGAAUUAGCCCAGGAAUCCCAACAGACAGGUAAUUUGUCUGCCUCAUCAUAGGUGCUAAAUGGAGACAGAGUCCUGGAGCUCACUCACUACAGAUGAAGCGGACCUCAUGCAUAAUGACAGUGCAGGAGUUAGAUAACACAUCAUAGGGCAAAGAAGGCACAUAUGAUUUUAUUCUGACAUACACUAUGGCGUGGAUUACAUUCAUUAAUUUGGUUGAGAAUUAAUGCCUAGCAAUCAAGAAGAAUAACUGGCAGUGGUUGAAAGGAUAGUGAAGCACUGUGAAUGAGGUAUUUAUUGAUUUCAAUCCCUAGACCAGCAGGAAACUGAUGUGAGUGUGCAACAUUCUUAUUUCCUCAAACAGCUGCUAAGCCAGGUGCUUUGUAAGAUUUUUAUUGUUUCUGGCUGUAGCUAUGAAAGCUAAAAGCCAAAGAUUUUGAGCUAGAAAAGUAAAACAAAACAUUAUUAUUAUACCUGUAUUUUGCUUGGGGAUAUGUUACCUUUUCAGCAAUAUUUCUGCCAGAUCUCUGCUCUAAUUAACAAGCUUACUCCUGUGAUAAUGGUUAUGUGUGUCAAUCACAGGCUACUGUUAACAGAAGUGUGUGUUCUCAGUUGUUGCUAAAACAGGUCCCUAACAGUCAAAUGUCUGAUCAUUUAAUGCUCCUUUAACUUCUGACCAAUGCGUUCAUCCAGGUGACUGUGAAGCAGGGCAUUGUUUAAGAGCAUGCUUGUUCUGUCUACUUUCCUUUGGUUUAGAUAUUACAGUAUUACAAGGAAAUAUUGUGCUUCUAGUUUAGCUUGUAACAAACCAUCAAUUGAAUGAAGGCUCGUGUUGCUAUUGACAAAUUGUAUCACAAACUGUAGCACAGGUGUGUCUGAGGCAGUUCCCCCAAGGCUGCAAUACCUCCUCCCCCUAAUUCCCCCUCCUUACCCCAGUGGGUCUUCUCCACAUUGAAACCAGAUGAGCCAGUCUCAAGAUAUGCACUCCACCCACCCACCCACCCACUUCUGACAAGUGUCUCCCCCCACCCACGCACCCACACAUAUUCAGUGAUGUCAGCUUGUCUCGUCCCCACCGCAGCGCUAUUUGAAACUCACCUCAGAGAUUUGAGUGACAGAGCUUUGCACGUUGAGUACAACUGGACAAGACUUAAAGGUAACUGGCCCCUUUGUGACUCAGCCCACCUGUCUGUCUUAUUGUGUGUGUGUGUGUGUCACGUUUAACAAGGGGUAUCAGAUUUCCAAGUGGCUGCACAGUGACAGGAAAGAGACACUCCCUCUUAUCUGCAGAACAGAGCUAAACCUCUUCACCUUUACCAAGACAACCUUCCAUCACAGGACCACUCAAUAUUAUUUCUCAGGGAACUCUGUCAUCAGAUUUCCGACUUAAUAUCUUUUUUCCUCUGUCUGUGAAAGCUACUUUGGCGAGUUAAGAUUCUUGCUGGAAUGUUAUUUAUGGAUACACUGGUCCAAGGUGUGUAUAUUUUUGUCUUAGCUUCCAUGAUGCAUCAUCACCCUGGGGUUUCCGACCCGAGGGAGACUGGGAUGACUGCACCUGAUCCCCGCAAAGGAGGCUAGGAGAGAAGAGAAAAGGAAAGCUGAACAAAAAAGGUGGAUGAAGAUGUACUGACUGCUAGAAAAAGAAGUAACUAGCAAUGACCUGUGCAGCUGUAGUGAGUCUACACUGAAGCUAAAUUGCUAAAUUCCAGCUGUUUGGAACGUGAGGACAAGCGACUGGAGCUGGAAUGGUGUGGCUAACUUCUAACAGCACUGUGAGAGGUGGGAGGAGAGGCUGGCCUUCCUACAGAGGGAGGGACUGACUGUUCAGAGAGCGUGAUGGAGCUUCAUUCACACUGCUAAACACACACACAUACACACACACACACACUCCGCAAGGCUGUUCUCAGGCUGAGAGAAAAGAGGGAGCUGAGGAAGGGAGACAUGCACGCUGAGCUUUCAUUCUCAGCCUAUUUUUCUGUCUUUCCAUGUUGCCCUCUCUUUCUCCCUCUCUCUGUCUCUCUCUCUCUCUCAUCCUGCUGAUCUCAUUGUUGUCCCAGGUGGUGACAGACAGGAAAAACAGAGACGCUGAGCGAGGCCUAAGAGGGACAGAGGGGUUUGUCGAACCCUGGGAAGCAGGGAGGUUUCACGUUCUGUAACCCAUUCUCGACAUAACACAACACUCCGGGUGGAGGUACCGGGCCUUAGCUCCCAGGACCAACCUCCAUGAUGUCCCGGAGGAGGUCUACAGGCGAUCUGGUGCCCAGGGACAUCACUGAGAUCUUAGCCCGGGAGGCGAGGGCUCAGCGUGGGCAAAGGAAGCCGGGAAGCUCCCUGGGACAGGCCUUCAGCUGGUUAAAGGGCAGCCGGAAGAAGAAGAGCAUUGGUAAUGGACUGAACCGAACUGGUACCGGUGUGACAGAUGCCAAACUGGGACAUCAGAACCUUGACCCUGCAAAAGCUGGUCCCAAAGGGAAUGAGGACCAGAAGAGGUUGACGGUACACUACACCGUCUCACAGCACUACCAGGAGAAUGUUUUCAUAGAGGGCAGCAGGCCUCAGUACCUGGAGGACCUGCACACUGAGGCUCAGGAGGGACUCAAGAUACUACAGCAGGAAGAACACAAGAAUGGAGUGAACUUCCUUGACAAUGAGAGCAUUGCUUCCACAGACACUCUGCGUCCAGAGCAGGAUAUCAGCUCCAAGGACGAAGGUGGCUCUCCGGAGUCGAGAUCCACCGCCGAGAAUAUUGAUAGCACAGUAACCUCUGCUGUGUCAACUAGGCCUGUGCUCACCCGCCAAGGUUCUACAUUCAAGCCUCUGAAUCCAGUGAAAAGGCUAGAUAAGACCAGGAAAAGGAGCAGGAGAACCACCAUCAUGGGUAUUCCCAACCAGGUCCAGAAAGAGCUUGCAUUGCACAGAAGCUCCACCUUCCAGCAGCUUGUUUCUACCCAGCUCCCUAAUCACAACGGACAGGUCACUGACAGCCAAUCAGGUGUUGUUAUCAUUCCUACGGUUGACGGAGAGACUCCGGUAACGAAUAAGGAGGGUGCGAGAGUACACCUUUCAGAGCUGGAGGCAUCCGGAGAUGAGCAGCGGCUGAGGAAGCACCUCCAGGCAGUCUUCCAGGAUGAGCAGCUCUUCAACCACCAGGGCUUUGGCUCCCAUCUCGGCCCCUCUUCCGUCCUGAGACCCAAGUCUGUUGCUGUACCUGGCAUGACCACUUCCUCCUCCUUCUCUCCUUCUAUGUUUAGCUUCCUCCAGGAACCCCAGGGCCCAGUGAUGUCCAUCUCUCCUCAGGCCACCUACCUGUCAACAAUCAUCCCUAAUGCAGUGUUGCCAGCCUCGAUUGAUGUCAUCGAGAUUGACCGCAGCAGCAGCCGGACGCGUGGUAACAGUGUCAACCAUGGCGGGAGUGUUCGCACAAUAAGCAAGAGCAGCCUGGCAUCCUUGGACUCAUCAGUCAGCCCUCUGUUGUCAAAAAGAUCAGAUGGUGACGGUUCCCAGACUGACAAUUCCCACAGCAACUCCACACCAAUGCCCACAUCAGCUUCGGGGUCAAACUGGAGCGAGUCAUCCAAGACGAUUAUUUCAAACUCUUCCCCCAUCUCCUCCAAAAGUAGUACACGCAGCUAUAACUCACAGAGAGUGGGUCUCAAUGGGCAGGAAAGCCAGGCUGAACAGUCUGGUGGAGACCAAGACCUUGUCAGUCUCCGCAGCUCAGUUAGCAUGAUUAGCUGCCCCAGCAGUAAAAAUGAAAAUAUAAUUACGGGAGAAGAAGUGGAGUCUGGUGCGUCAGGGUCAGCAGCUGCUGGGGAGGAUGCAAAGAACAAACGGAAUUGCACGCGUAGUCUUUCGGUUAUGAAGACUAAGCAACCCCCGGCACCUCCACAAAGAACAAACUCUCUGCAUAGUAAUAAGAUUAGGAGCAACUUAAAGGUUCUGGUGGACAGCAAAGAUCUCAACGGUUCUGCAUCUGGAGAGGUAGCAACUGCUACAGGAAAUAUUGUAGCAAAGGAUGAGAUCAAAUCUGUAACUGCAGAUACCAGUAAGAUCCCAACCCUUGUAUCGAACUCUACUGGCACUAGCUCUCCAGGUGCCUCCACCAGUGAGGCUGGAGGAGCAAGAGAGCCUCAGCCAGAAUCCAGCACCUCCUCCCCACAGAAAACUCCCUCAGAAGGUGGGAAAUUUGAACGGACCAUGUCCCCUUCCAGUGGCUACUCAAGUCAGAGUGGCACUCCGACACUUUCCCCAAAAGGGAUCUCCCCAACCUCCCCAGACAAACAGAAGAAGAAACCCGUUAAGCCAGAGAGAUCUAUGUCUCGAGCCUCAUCCUCAGCAGCUUCUCCUUCCUCCUCACUUACUUCUCUUUCGUCUGGUACAUCUGAGCCUGUAAAUCCAGAUGUUUCCACAUGUAGCCCUAGUCUGCCUCCCCAGGGAUCUCCGCCCACUGUUGCUGCAAAAGAACUCACACCAAAUAACAAGUCUUCAGCUUUGGGAGUGGAAGUCAGAGAGCUGUUGAACAUCCCACCACCUCCCAAGGUCAAAGCACCAUGUCCUCCUCCUCCAGAGACAUGGGUUCACAACAGACGCACCUUUGAGCUCCUGUGUGGGCCCUGCCCUAAUGUUAGCAAAGUAACCCAGAAACCAGCACAGGUACAGGACAGCACAGUUAAACAAGCAGGCACUCAGACUGAAGCCAGCAAGGAGUUGCAGGUUUUAGUUGAAAAACAGACAACUACAGAAAAAGUUGUGUCAGAAUUGUCAGAAAGCAAAGCAAAGACUGAGACAUUGUUAGCAACACUUCCUGAGGGUGUCCCUAAGGAUCUAGAGGGUAGGGAAUGUCCAGGUACAAAACAAGAGACGCUGUUAAUCCAGGACAGGGUGGAAGCAAGUGCAGAUGUUCAGAGACAAGAGCAGACUAGUAGUCCUGUUGUGAUGGAAAAAGAGAGUCAAGAGACAACUCCAAAGAAAGAUCCCCCUCCUGUCAUGAAGAAACCCCUGACAGUACUGCACAGAGAAGAAUUAGUGUCGACAGAGCAGUCAGUUGAGAGACAGCAAAAGGAAAUGUGUAGCAGUGCCACGAUAGAAGUUAAUUUACCAGUUGAGAACCCUACAACCUCUUCACAGAAUGGUGUUACGGUUGUAGUUGAUAAGUGCGAGGGUGAGGUAGACAUAAGUGAAGCCCCAUCCAUGCAGACACUUUCUGUAGAUGUCCCUAAAAUGAAUAAGGCCUCGCCACCACCUACCCCUCCACCUGCCUACCAACCUACGCCUCCUCUUUCAAGAAGGACACCUCCCUCAUCAGUAUCUGUGCCACCUGAUGAAUUACAGAGGGUACAGGAGGAGGAGAUCCACGUCGUAGAGUCUUGCUGGCCACCUCCUCCGCCUCCUUUAGAAGGGGACUCAGUCUUUGAUGGGGGGGAUGAGAUAGACUUUCCUCCUCCUCCUCCACCCUUCAUGGCCGAUAGUGUGCCAGAUGUGAUGUUGAACAGUUGUACCACAGAAAUGGCUGUUCCAAACAGACCGACUGUGGCACUACAGGAAGUUGAAGAGGCAAUUAAGGACUCAAGUGAAGCUGAGACACCCUUACAUGGACAAAAUUCAGACUUGCCCUCUUCUGUUACACAAACAGUAGUACAUGAUAACAAACCGGAAGUUGUCAUGCACGUUUCAAAAGCUAAUACUGAUGGGAGUUCUUGCACACCAGUGCAGAAUGUUUCUUCUGUUUCAGACAAUGUCCUACCUCCACCAAUGGAAGGGCCUCCUUUACCACCUAUGACUAGAGAAGAUAACCCAUCAUCAGUCUCUGCUUUAGCUUCUCCCUGCAGUUUCCUGAAGCAAGACUCUCUGAAAGUUGAAGCUCAGUUUCCCUCUGAGCCUCCUGUCAGUGCCCAACUUCCACCUCCAAUUGCUGCCCCAGCAGCACCCCCUCUACCAGUAGAGAACUUAACCCCUGGGGUUAAUUUCAGAAGGCAGCCCAGUAUAGCAAACAGAGACAACAGGAGCAAGGAGCUCCUUGCCCGCCACAAAAGUGCACCCAUUCCUAAAGAGGAUGCAAACAUACCUCUUGUCACCCCCUCCUUACUUCAGAUGGUUCGCCUCAGAUCAGUCAACAUGGUUGAAGAUCAGGUGAAAGCUCCCUCUGAGGACAAGUCAACCAAUGAGGGAGCUCCAGUUCAGGAACAUUGCCCAGUCUCAAUGCCAGGACCUCAUAACACCCCACAAAAGCCCAUCCGCAAGUCCCUGUCUCUAAAAUCUCCACCUCAGACAGUGAAAGCAUCAUCUGUGACACUAAACACCCCUUCCAUGCGCUUACAAGAAGCCAUACGUAUGAAAACUGCAGCAAUGUCUUCAAGAGAUGGUCUCCCAUCCCGACUCGGUAUGAGAUCAUCCGCGUACAGUUGCGUCAGUGAACCAGGGGCUCUGUCCUUGAAAUCACCUGAAGGAUCUGACAUGCACAAGUCCCCAGCCUCUACCGCCAGCUUUAUCUUCUCUAGGAGCACAAAAAAGGUUGUCAUAGAGACUGCGGCUGCCUCCUCUCCUGAAGCUCAAGCAAGUCUGAAGCAAAACUUGGCGGCUGAACUCAUGCAGUUUUCUGACCAAUCAAAUGCUGCUGCUUUCUCCAAUGGCGGGGUGAAGUCUGACAGAGUUCCUCCACCAGUAGCUAGAAAACCAUCCCACAGCAGCAUCAGUCCUUCUCAGAGUCUUCCUGCUUGUUCAACAAAGAUGGAUUUCAGUGUUGAUGGAAACGGCGCGAUUGGAGCAGUACAACAUACGAGGGCAGUAACACCUCCUGAGACAACAACUACAAGAGUGACAGCGGACACAAUUGAAACACUGUUUUGAAAGAGCUUUGUGGUGAUUCACAAAGGACAAAGCUCAUGAAAGAAGAACAAGCAAAGACCACAAACAAGUAAAAGGACAACAUAUUGCAAAGACUGACAUUAAUUAAUGAGACACUGAACUCAACUAUCUGAGUGUUGUGUGUUAAGUCUUCUCCAAAAGCCUUAGCCUGUAAUGGCCUUCCUACAUAUUUAUGCAAAAAAACAUGUAGCUCCCACUUUCUAAUGAUAGCUUUAUUCUGGAGUAUUUUUCUAAGCUAUAGUUUCUCUCUUAUUAAGGCCCCUCAGGAUGAAAUGGUGUACAUUGGCUGAACUGUAAAUAUUUGGCUUGUAACAGAUCGCCUCCCAGAGGCCGAAUUAGGUAGUGGUCACUGCAGCUCAGAGAAUAAGGAUACAUCUUAGCAAAGCAUUUCUGUACAGAGAUUUAUUGUCUGUUAGGUCUUUUUUCCCCCCUCUUGUAAUAUAAUGCAUAAUUCUCAUGGGGAUUCAUGCAGUUGUCAGCAAAUGCUGACAACCACAUCCACUACAGAACUAAUCAGCAUUUUAUCACUUUCUUUGCUUAGAGAUCUGAGUAAAAACAAAUUGUCAUACUCAUUUUCAGUCCUGCUUUUCACUGUGUGGAUAGAUAUAUGUGAAAUAGUAGUUGAAAAAAAGGGAUGCUGCAUAUUCACAAGAGGAAGAUGUCAGUUUUUUCAGUUAGGACAGAGGCACUUUUGUAAAGCUACAGAUGAUAAACCGAUAAGACUUACGAAAAGAUUGCAGCAGCUGUUAAAAUGUCAAUUAGAUGCUUCUACGGAAUUUCUGUUUCUUGGGUAUAGUAAAGCUCAACCCAACACAUUCUGAGAAAUAUUUUUUAAAAACCAAUAACACAAGUAUCCUAUUUAUUUAUGUGUGGUUGUUUCCACUAGUAGCACUGUCAAUCACCUUUUCCUACCAAAUAUGAAAUAUUUAAGAAUCUAUUUCAUCUAAAACCACUUUUAGGGCUGUGAAGAUUGGCCCUGGAUGAUUGAUACACUGGAGUAGACUUAGUUUGAGGUCAGUUUUUUUUAUUAAAUGUGAAUUGAUCUCUCUUUCUCCAUAUCUAAAUCUUUGGCCCAAGUCUGUCUGGUGGAAAAUCCAGCUCAUCACUAUUUGCACAAAAUGCUUUCCCCAGCAAAAUCAUUGGUGAGUGAAUUAUACUGACUCUUCAUGGGUCAGAAAUAGACAUUUUGAUGAUGAUAAAGAAUACGUAUGUACAGUUAUUACUUCUAUAAAUAAAAUUUAAGUGUAUUAAAAAUGCUGUUUGCUUCAUUCAUUCUUUCCAGAUGUAGUAAACAUCUAGUUGCCAAAUGCUGUUACUUACCAAUUGUUUUACGUGUUUCUAUCAACCAACACAAAAAUAUUUUAUUCCUGCAGACCACAGAAUUUAUCCAGCGUUUAUUUCAUAUUAGAGAUGAUGCAUUAUUUGAUUAUGACAGUUAAUGUUUGAAUAUUGAUUUCUGUACAACACUAUGUCCCAAUGCAACCGUCCUAUACUACAAGGCCUAUUGAUCCUUAUACACAUCGAAUGUCUGUCCAGGAAACCAUUGUGAUGAAAUUUGGCACAUUGGCUACCACUGACAUUUACUGUGAAGGCAAACAACAGUGUGAUUUUAACCAGGAAAAGUACUGACACAUUCAUUCCCUUUUUAAGACACCUGAGAUAUUACUUAUCAGUUA